UUCUGUUGGUUUGGGGUUACUGGAACAUUUUUAUAGAGCCAAAUAAUUGUGCUGGGUGCAGUGCAGGGCAGGAUGCCUGCUCCCUACCGCAGCUUCCGAAGCAGCGUCCCGUGGCUGAUCCUCCUCCUGCAAGCUGCCUUCAUCCUCCUCUUUUACUUCUUCAUCUCAGAUGGUGCAGGAUACAUGCCCACCAUUGCCUAUGCAGCUUUUCAAGAUGUAAACCACAUGCUGGUGUUUGGAUUUGGCUUUUUCUUCCUGUUUCUCAGAAGAUAUGGAUUUAGCAGCAUUGGAUUCAACCUCCUGAUCCUUGUACUUGGUGUCCAGUGCUCUGUGCUGAUAGAAGAUUUGUUGAUUUUCCUUCUUCAAAUGGAAAGGCUAUAUGGUCUGGAAAGAAUAAUAAAGGCUGUUGUGAGCAUGACUGCUGUGGUCAUCUCCACUGGAGCUGUUCUUGGGAAGGCUAAUCCUGUGCAGUUGAUUCUGAUGACAGUUGUGGAGAUCAUAGUUUUCCAUGUGAGCAGAGGGAUGAACCAUGUGUUCCUGCAGCUUCCAGACAACAUCACCAUGAGGCAUGUUCACCUCUUUGGAGCCUACUUUGGCCUGGCAGUCUCCUCACGUUUCUCUGAGCCAUCACCAAGGUCUGAGAAGAGCAGGAGGACCCCAAAGUCAGAUUUAUUUUCCAUGCUGGGUACUCUCUUCCUGUGGGUGUUCUGGCCAAGCUUCAAUUUCGUGCUGGAUGUGGAUGGCAGGAGCAGAACCAUCUCCAACACCUACUUUGCCCUGGCAGCCAGUGCUGUGGCUGCCUUUGUGCUGUCUGCUCUGACCACAAAGGAUGGGAAGUUCCAGAUGAGCCACAUCCAGAGUGCAGUGCUGGCUGGUGGGGUCGCUGUGGGUUACACAGCUCACAGGAUUGAGUACCCUUGGAUUGCAAUGAUCCUGGGUCUGCUUGCCAGUCUGAUAACCAUCCUGGGGUCCUACUGCUUGCAGAGAUGCUUGAAUCCUGCUCUCAAGAUCCAUGACACCUCUGGAGUUCAUUUCACUUUUGGCUUGCCUGCUGUGCUUGGAGGCCUUGCUCAGGUCAUUCUCUUAGUGGUCCAAAACUGGGACAAUUUACCAAGACUGGGUAGCUUGGUCAUGAUUCAUGUUGGAGCCUUCUGCCUGACCAUCAGUGUUGCCUCAGUAACAGGUUUCCUUACAGUUUCCCCAUUUGGCUGUUGGAUUUUGAAUGGAGGACCCCUGAGAAUGGACAUAACCAAGAUAAGCUUUUCCCUUUUUGUCACUAGAGCAAAUGAAUAGCUGGGAGGGGUUGAAAGAGCACCUGAGAGGUCAAUGGACAGCCAAUAAAUUAGUAAUCAACUGUUGGAAUUAUUCUUGCAACCCUAAUGGCUGUAAAUUUUACAGUUGCAAACUGAAACACAUUUUGCUUUUCUGCUUGGAUUGCUCUUAAAUUCAUUAUUUGUAGGAUAUGUCCAAAAAACCCAAAAGACAACCCCAAAAGUUGGCUGCAUCCAUUGCUGUCAAUCCAAAUGCUUAGAAACUUUCAACUAUUUUUAUCUCCCAAGUCUGAAAGCCAAAAUAUGUAUCUUAAAGUACAAUUUUUCAAGGAUUCCAUGCUCAUUGUUACCUAGUGAAGUGUUAAAGUGCUUGUUUUUUAAGCUAAAUUAAUUCUGCUAAGCAAGGAUUUGAUGAGUGAGCUGGAGCAGGGCCAGAGCUCUGCAUCUCACCAGGCUCCUGGGAGUUACCUGACUGCUUCAAGAAAAAUCUAUCAUGACUUGGCUUGGGCAAGCUCUUUGGAGCUUCAGAGGGUUCAAAGUGAAAUCAUUCAGCUUGGUGCCAGUGUCCCCAAAGUCAGUGGUGUUUGCUCACAGGUCAGAUUUGGCUGCAAACCUCAGAACAGCCUGGCUGGGCCCUGACAGUCUGUACCACCAAGAGCUCAGCUGCCCAGAAGCCUCUGGCUGCCCUCGGGGUGGAGAACAGGAGAAGCUGAGGGAAUAGUCUUUGAUCCUAGCUGGUACCAAGGCAAAGGACUCAUUUCCAGAGCCUUGGCUGAGCUUUUUUAGCCCAAAAUCAGCAGGGCUGUGCUGCACACCCUGGGGAAGGUCAGGCAGAGGAUCCUGUGCAAGCAAGCCCUAGUUUUUAGGUGCAUUGUGAGGCACAGGGUUUCUUCUGUUUCAAAUGAGUUGCCCAACUCAUUUUCAACCUCUUUCCAAAAUGCUUACCUAAUAAAAAAAGAAGUCCAGAUGUGAUUUUUUUUUUAUUUUUUUCAGCACACUUGCUUAAAACUGAAGUGAUGAGGAGAAAAGGAAUGCUGCAGGCAGGGCCUGAGCUCUUGGGU
This is a messenger RNA of Indicator indicator, 2332 nucleotides long. RefSeq names its product RH-like protein. The transcript has 10 exons. Lineage: Eukaryota; Metazoa; Chordata; Aves; Piciformes; Indicatoridae. The coding region runs from base 73 to 1293 and encodes 406 amino acids. The record is from RefSeq and is a predicted model, not a curated record. Gene Ontology annotation, cellular component: plasma membrane. Gene Ontology annotation, biological process: ammonium transmembrane transport; ammonium homeostasis. Gene Ontology annotation, molecular function: ammonium channel activity.